AUGUCAGAUUCCAACACCACCUACUUCACCAACCCCUCCACCUUCAUCCUGCUGGGCAUCCCUGGACUGGAGGCAGCCCAUGUCUGGAUCUCCAUCCCCUUCUGCGCCAUGUAUAUCAUUGCUGUUUUGGGGAACCUGACCAUCCUGUUUGUUGUGAAGAUGGACAGAAGGCUCCAUGGGCCCAUGUGCUAUUUCCUCUGCAUGCUGGCUGUCAAUGAUGUGGUCCUGUGCACCUCCAUCCUCCCCAAAACCCUGAGCAUCCUCUGGUUCAAUGCCAGGGAGAUCGAUUUCCGUGCCUGCCUUACCCAAAUGUUCUUCCUUCACUGCUUUUCAGCCAUGGAGUCUGGGAUCUUAUUGGCCAUGGCGCUGGAUCGCUACGUGGCCAUCUGCCAUCCCCUGAGACAUUCCACCAUCCUGACCAACACUGUGGUGGCCAAGAUCGGUCUGGCCAUGGGUCUGCGCAGCAGCCUGCUCAUAGUGCCUACUCCCUGGAUGGUAAAGCAGCUGCCAUAUUGCCGAACCAACAUCAUCCCCCACACAUAUUGUGAGCACAUAGCCAUUGUGAAGCUUGCUUGUGCAGAUAUCCGCAUCAGUAAUUCCUACGGCCUUUUUGUGGUAUUCUUUGUGACGGGUCUGGAUGUGCUUUUUAUCACGGUGUCCUACAUCCAGAUCCUCAGGGCCAUCUUCAGCCUCCCCAUGAAGAAUGCCCGGGUCAAGACUUUGGGGACCUGCGGCUCCCACUUUUGUGCCAUCUUAGCCUUUUACAUCCCAUGUCUUUUCUCCUUACUCACACAACGAUUUGGCCACAAUGUGCCCUUGUAUUUCCACGUUCUCUUUGCUAACGUGUAUCUCCUGCUACCCCCCAUGCUGAACCCCAUCAUCUAUGGGGUGAGGACCAGACAGAUCCGGGACAGGCUGCUCCAUCUGUGGACUUACAAAAGGGCCUAA
Messenger RNA from Pelodiscus sinensis (Chinese soft-shelled turtle), 948 nucleotides. RefSeq names its product olfactory receptor 52R1-like. Gene Ontology annotation, cellular component: plasma membrane. Lineage: Eukaryota; Metazoa; Chordata; Testudines; Trionychidae. Gene Ontology annotation, molecular function: G protein-coupled receptor activity; olfactory receptor activity. Gene Ontology annotation, biological process: G protein-coupled receptor signaling pathway. The record is from RefSeq and is a predicted model, not a curated record.